AAUCCCAUCAUCUGGGACCUGGACGCCGACAUAGACCGGGAAUUGAUGCGGACUCCUGCACCUCCGGAAUGCUCGUCCCACCUGAAGUUCAUCCCUCCGACCCUCCAGGAUAGAGUGAUCAGAUGUCGCUCCUAUGAGGACUGCUGUGGGACUCGCUGCUGUGUCCAAGCGCUGUCCAUCCAGAGACUAUGGUACUUCUGGGUGCUGUUAAUGAUGGGGGUGUUGUUCUGCUGUGGUGCCGGCUUCUUCAUUCGCAGGAGGAUGCAUCCAUCGCCCCUGAGAGACGAGUCGGCCUUUAAUGUCUCCUUCACCAGGCACCCUGCCACCAGUCCGGUUUCCCAGCAACCAGGGGGCAUGCAGGGCUUCGGGGUCAACGGGAUGACAGGAGGAAACCCAGGCGUUACGAUGAUGCAGCCUGCCUACCCUGCACAGCCUGGCUCCACCCACAUGAUGAUGGCUUCCUAUCCCCCUCCUCCAUCCUACUGCAACCACCCACCACCUUCAUAUGAACAAAUAUUUCAAAACAGUGACAAGAAGUAAGGUCCUCCAGGAAGUGGAGGAGGGAGGGCAUUGUGACAAAGCAAGUGAAGAGGAGGAGCACUUGUCUAGUCUUUGCAGCAGAAUACUAUCUACUUAUAGAUAUCAGAAGUGGAAAACAGAGUUACAGACUUUCUCACGCUCAUACACCACCACCAACACACACUGGCCUCACUGUAUGUGGAUAUUUGGUCAGAAGAGGACGAGUCAGGAUGGACCUGGAUGGAUGAAGGCUUUGAGUUCUCCACCUUCCUAAUGAGGCCACAGUUAAACCUGGAAAAUAGAUGCCAUACUCACUGAUGGAAUAUUAACAUGCUGGCUCUGGCGUUCUGUGAAAACUGCUCAUAAACUGUUUCAAUUAAAAGGAUAAAAAGACAGACACAUUUGUUCCAGCAUUUCAGUGUGACACAGCUCUUUAUUAAAGAGUUCUUGAUGCUUUUCUUUCAUCAUUACGAAAAGUAUCAACGGCCACAGCAGCAGUCCGAGGUUCAUUCCCCCUGGAAACGGUUUUUAGGGUCGCAUGGUGGGUGGUGUGGUCAGCACUGUGACACCACAGCAAGAAGGUUCCUGGUUCGAGCCUCAGCUGGGAGGGAGGGGUUCGAACAGCGGCCUUUCUGUGUGGAGUUUGCAUGUAUGCUUGGGUUCUCUCCGGCUUCCUCCUACAGUCCAGAUACAUGCAUGCUAUCUUAACUGGUCACUCUAAAUUCUCCCAGUGUGAGCGGUUGUUAGGAAUAUAACUGGGUUUGCUGACCAUGCACCUCCACGCACAGGUGACAUUCUCCACUGGUAAAGUUCGGGGUGACACACUGGAAAACCUGAAUACUUUGUUUUCUGGAACCUUCUUUGUUCAUGUGAACUUGGAAUUUUUGUGGAAUUUUUCUUUAUUGUAACAAUAAACCUGCUGUUGAAAAGUCAGUUUAUUUCCAUUUCAGAUGGAGCAAAAUUUAUUAGGAAAAUGUAUUUGUGGGAUGAGCAGCAGGGUUGAUAAUGUAGGUAACAUUCACGAAAAAGUUUAAUUUUCUCUGCAAACAGCUGAUUAUUGUCCUGAAGAAACAGGGCACAUUGGUAAUUUAAUGUUUUCACUUAAUUACACAGUAGCAUGUGGAAGAAACAUGCACAGCCACAAGAGCUGUAAACAAAACUAAACGAGACAGCAACAGAAUAAGCUGCUUGCAGGGAACAUUUGGUAAGUUUUGGUGGUCACAACCCACAUACUCAGCACUGCUGCCCAUGCCACAGAUAAAUUUUCCUUACAAAUGUGGCUCCAUUUAAAAUGGAAAUAAACAACAAUAUCAGAUUUAUGGCCAAGAAGCUUUGUCACAACUUCAAAAAAGUAAAGUUUAUUUAUAAAGUGCUUUUCACAGAUAAAAAUCACGCAGUGCUGGACAUGAAACGACUGCAAUAAAACAGAAUAAAAAUUAAAUAAAAUAACAACAUCAACCAAAAGCUUUCCUGAAUAAAAUCGUCUUCAGCUGCUUUAAAAGAGUCCACAGUCAACCACACAAAGGAACAGAGGCAAGUCCUUCCAGAGUCUGGGGACUACAGCCUGAAAAGCCAGGUCUCCCGGGUUUUAAAUCUGGUCUUUGGGGCCUUCAGGAGGCUCUGGCCUGAAGACUGAAGGGUGCUCCCUGAGGAGCAGGGCCACAGCGAGUCACCCCCUGGGAAGUUAAAACUAAUUAAAACUUAUAUAUUUGACUGGACGCCAACAAAGUCUUAUAAAAUAGGGGUGAUGUGGAUGUUUUGGGUGGACCUGAACCUGCUGAGUCGCCUUAUUGACACUAGUGAAAACAGAAUUACAAUUAUCAACACGAGAUGAUGAUGAUGAUGAUGAAUGAUCAUUUCACGAUCUGACAACAUUCUGCGAACUUUAGAGACAGAUCUCAGAUGAUAAAAAUAGUCUUUGUUCAGCUCUCAGGAACGACCCUCCAAAGACAGCUGGAUCAAACACAACCCAAGGUUUCAGAAACUGGUUUAGAAAGACCAGAGAACAAGAUGGAUGGAUGAGGAGCAGUGAUCAGACUUUAUGUUGCUUGAAUAUAUCUGAAGGUAAUAUGAAAAGAGCCAGUUGUUGAUGCAAGACAUCCAUUCCAUAAAGAUAAAACGUGAAACUGAGCCAUUGCAGGAACAAUUGAACAUCAUCAGCAUAAAAGUGAUAGGACACAUUUUUUAAUCCACGAAUCAGCUGACCAAGAGGCAUCAGGUACAAAAAAUAAAGUAGGACCAAGAACAGAACUCUG
Molecule: messenger RNA, 2774 nt
Organism: Melanotaenia boesemani (Boeseman's rainbowfish)
Lineage: Eukaryota; Metazoa; Chordata; Actinopteri; Atheriniformes; Melanotaeniidae
Gene: vopp1b
Product: VOPP1 WW domain binding protein
Exons: 4
Coding region: 46-540 (164 amino acids)
Cellular component (GO): cytoplasmic vesicle membrane
Source: RefSeq, a predicted model, not a curated record